ACGUCUCGUCAGGUCGUUGGUUCGUUCAAUUGUCGAAAGUUCGCUCUUUUUCGACAGCUGCUUCGCUUAUUUCCCCAAAGUCAUACCAAACAUCCCAUCUGCCGACCCAACACUCAGCCCGCAAUUCAGUAUUCGAUCAAAGCGCUGCGAAUCUGGUUGCGCUUUCGCACACACACCUCGUCUUUGUGGUCGCUAUUUACUGUUACAUCGCUGUGGAAUCCUUCGUGCGCGUUCAACGUCACCGGCGACGCCAUUGUUAUCUGUGCUGACCUCCGUUUGCUCUGUACGGCCAUUGAAAAGUCGAAAGCUCGAACGGUCGGUUGUACGCUGGUUCAAUUUUCGAAGCGGUCGUGAAGUAAAAUCAAACAUAAUUACUUAAUAUAAAACGCAGCGUAGAAAUUCGUAAUAAAAAGCCGAUUUUCGUGUCGUUGGAAAAGUUAAUUGUAAGUGAAAAGCCUGUGACUACGCGCGAAGCAUUGGAAAAUUCAUACGGGCUUAAUUGCAACCAGCAAAAAGGUUCCACAGCUAAACCGCAAACUGUUGAGAUAUUUGACUUUUUUAGAUUUUUCGCUUGGUGCAUUUGUCAUAUAACCGCUUUCAAAACGGCGCAGAAAUUCAGUCCACUCAAGCGCAAAACCGUUGCAGAGCCGACACAUCAACUCCUCAGCAACAAUAGUCGCGCACCACUCAGCAACAUGUCGCAGUUGAUGUUUUGGAAUAAACAGAACAACAACAAUAACAUAAAGAAUCAAUCAAACGAUAAUAAUAAAAACAAUAAUAACGGUGCUACCGAAGAUGCGAAAAAGGACAAACGCAAUUGGUUGCACACGCCCGAUGCGCUCGUGAAUGGCCAUGUCGUCUAUCUAGUCAAGUUCUUUGGUAAUUUGCCUGUGGAGCAGGCCAAAGGCAUUGAAGUGGUCAAAGAUGCCAUACGUAAGCUGCAGUUCGCACAGGAGAUGAAGAAAGCCGAAACUGGCACGCAGGAAAAGUGUAAAAAAGUCGAAAUCACCAUCAGCGUGGACGGUGUUGCUGUACAAGAGCCACGUACGCAGAAGAUCCUUCAUCAGUUCCCGCUGCACAACAUUUCGUAUUGUGCUGACGAGAAGGGUGUGAAAAAGUUCUUUAGUUUUAUUGCCAAAUCAGUUAAGCCACUGGAUGGCGGCAUUAAUGGCACCAACACUGGCAGCAGCAAUGGUGUGAGUAGCUCCAACGGCAGCAACAGCACCGGCGGCAGUAACGCCGAGGAGACACAUGAGUGCUUCGUAUUCAUUUCGAAUAAGUUGGCGUCGGACAUUACGCUGACCAUAGGACAGGCGUUCGACUUGGCUUACAAAAAGUACAUCAACACCGUUGAGAAGACAGAUCUGGGCAAAGCGCAUCAGCAGAAUGCCGAAUUGGAAAAGUCGCUCGCCAUUUACAAGAGUCGACUGCGCGAGUUAUCGUUGAAGCUGCCAAAAUCCGAACUGGAUUCGAUGCUUUUCAAAAUGGGCAUCAAAGAUAUACUGGAACUGCCGGCUGCUGAAAAUGGAGCUCUAACCAACGGCAACGCCACCAAAGCGAACAUGCUUGAAGAUAAACUGUUGAUUGACACGAAUUCAACGCAUUCGAUGAAAUCAUCGUCGGGAUCGUCGUCAUCCUUUGUGCCAAUCGUGCCGCCACGCAACAAUCUGCCAAGCCAAAUCAUACACAAAUCGAAUAGCCAAAAAAUGGAGGAGCUGCUGCUUAACUCCGAUUCGGAUAGUGACUUUGAUCCGCGUGCCGAUGAGUGCGUCGACGGUGGCAGCAACAGCAACGGCGGUGGCGUUGGCGGUGGCGGUAACGGCAAGAACAUUAGCAAUGAUCUGUUCGGCUUUGAGCCAACCCAAUCGUAUGGCCAACAAUUGUUUACCAAUCAGAAUAACAACAUGAACAACAAUAACGAUAGCAAAUCGGUGAACAACAACCACAAUGGCAUUAAUUUGAGUUUGAGCAGCGUCAGUGUCGGCAACAACGGCAAUAGUUUAAGCAACAACAAUUUCACAAACGAUCUAACACCGCCAUUACUGGCACCUCCACCUAAAGUGGCCGCACCUAGACGCAGUACAUCGGUCACGAACAGCAUCACAAGCACAAACAACAAUAAUAAUAUAACCGUGACCAACGGCAAUACAGAUUUAUUCGGCUCGGAUCCAUUCGAAAUAAAUAAUGGACCCAGUAUUUUCAAGAGCAAGCUGAUGAGCGUAGAUGACUUCACGUUGGAGAGUUUGGAUCCACUGAGGAAGUAGACCGGUAGCGCGCCAACCUGAGCGUCAUCGAAGCCACUUUAUAUUGGUUAUGUGAACGCUCUAUUAAAUGCUUCCAACACCAAAUGAACCAACAGAACAAUCACUACGUUCGCAUAGCAAGGCGUUCAUUUGGGGGCUUACCUAGUAUUUUCAGUGUCGAAGCGAUAAUAUAAAGUUAAAACAAAUGCUUAAAACUGUAAUAUGUUUGCAUCGAAUAUUUGUAUACAUUUACUUACAUACAUACAAGCAAAUAUAGAAUUUUGUAUAUACACGCAUGCAUUAGUUAAAUAUUAAGUAAUAUUAAUCCGCGUGUAACAGCACGGCGUUACAGUGAUACACACGCACAUAGAAAGCAUAUAUGUAUGUAUUUAUAUAUCUAUAAUUAUUAUGUAGUUUCAAUUGGGCAGAUUCAACAAAAUUUUUGCUUACCUUCAAGUAACGAUAUUGCUUUCUGUUUGCAAGUACACAUGUAUGUUUGUAUGUUUUAUCCUUUCCUUCUUUCUUUAUUUCUGUAAUUGAACCGUGUAGUGCAGCAUAAGUUCCACAGUUUCGUCAAUGUUCCGCUUAUUAUGACGCAAUAAAUAAAUGAUAAAUGAUGUGUAUAAAAUAUUUUAUUUAUUACGUUUUUUUAUAAAUAUAAAUAUUACUAUUUGUAUGUAUAUGUAUCGAAUCUAUUGAUUUAAUUAUUUUAUUGCAAUUAUUAUCAAAUUAUGAUUAUUGAUGAUGUUGAUGCUGAGGGGUUCGUUAAUUAUGCUACAGUCUAUAGAUAAUAAUGUUAAAGAAAGAAAAAUUGUGAAAAGUGAUAGCAAUAGACAAUCCUCUCCCGCCCCCUUAUACUCGUAUAUGUAUUAAUAUUUGGUAGGUAUAUGCAUACAUAUGCCUCCUCAACCAAAACACUCACACAUGCGCACUCUGUAAAAGUAACAGUUAUAAAUGUGUUUAUGCUAGUAAUGAUCACUAUGAUUACGAAUAUUUUAAAAGUUUAUGUAAAAUAAUUUAAAAUAAAUUUAUUAAUACAUUCGUACAUAUAUAAACGUCAUAUGUGCACACGCACACACACACACCCACACACACGUCUACAAUAAAUAAUGUUUAUAUAAAAUGCAUUGUUAUAUAAUGAGUAUGAAAUCGAGGAUGUUUAGUUGAGAACGAUGAUUGAUAAAGAUUAUGUUUAUUAUAAAGAUGAUGAUGUAGCUGGUGAUUAUUAUUAUUAUUAUUAUUACUAUUAUUAUUUUGUACGUUGUACGUUAUUUACUAGCGAAGUAUAUAAAUAAAGAAAUAAAAAAAAAAACAAUAAAUUGUGGAAAAUGCA
Molecule: messenger RNA, 3576 nt
Organism: Zeugodacus cucurbitae (melon fly)
Lineage: Eukaryota; Metazoa; Arthropoda; Insecta; Diptera; Tephritidae
Gene: ced-6
Product: PTB domain-containing adapter protein ced-6
Exons: 7
Coding region: 696-2264 (522 amino acids)
Source: RefSeq, a predicted model, not a curated record